Aspergillus luchuensis is the source of this 402-nucleotide messenger RNA. RefSeq lists its product as uncharacterized. Bases 1 to 402 code for a protein of 133 amino acids. The record is from RefSeq and is a predicted model, not a curated record. NCBI's taxonomy places the organism in Eukaryota, Fungi, Ascomycota, Eurotiomycetes, Eurotiales, Aspergillaceae. The transcript has 2 exons.
AUGGCUUGGGUUACCGCCUUGACAGCGAGCUUCGGUGCCGUGCUCUAUGCUCUGGCUUACUUGGCUUCCUGGUGCUAUGGGCUGUUCAGUGUACUAGCCUCGCCAAUGUGGAUCCUAGCCCAUGCCAUCCUCUAUGUGCUCCUUUCUCCACUAAGGCUUCUAAUCAAAUUCGAGGCCAUUCUUAGCUACUUCACAGUAGCCGCAUUGAUGGGGGUAAUCCUGGGAAUAUCAAUUCAUUAUGCGUCGUCGGUUACUGUGGAGGCGAUUCAUCAAUGGUUUGGUUCACUGAAUGACCCAGCUCGCCCUAGGCGGAAUAGUUUCCAUGGACGUCUACUUGAUAAAGUCAAAAGAGGGACUUCUCCAAGCGAUUCCAACGCGACCGACGAGAAUAUGCCGGAGUGA